GCAUCUAGUGGCAAAAUAGUGAAACUUAUUGCAAUCUCACUUCGCGACUAUGAUUAAGAUUUUCGCUUAGGCUGUAAUUAUUAAAUCGUUUGUAAAAUGUUUCAGAAUUUCGUGACAUACAGGAUUAGUUUAGUGGGUAUUGCUCGCUCCACACAGUCCCAAAGAAGAUUUAGAAAUGGCUCAAGAGAAAAUUCUUUAUCACGUAAUCCAUUACUACAUACAACCUGUUAUCAUUUACCAGAUAUACAAAAUUCAUCGAUUCGUUGGUAUUCAAAUCCUGCACGAAGACCAAGUUUCUUUACUCAAUUUGUUGAAAAUAUUAAACAAGAAAUGCAGAAAAAUAAAGAAAUGAAGGAAUCAUUAAAGAAGUUUCGUGAAGAGGCACAGAAAUUAGAACAGUCCGAAGCAUUACGUUCAGCGAGACAGAAAUUUCAAGCAGUGGAAUCUGAAGCUUCCAGAAGUUCCGAAGUUAUAAAAGACAAAUUGGACACUUUAAAAGAAAAAGUACAAGAAGUCAUCGAGGAAGCAAGUAAAUCUGAAUUAGGUAAAAAGGCAGGACAAAUAGGUGAGGAAAUAACUAAAUCGGCGAAAGGAGCAGCAGAAACGAUUUCUGAAAAGAGUCAAGCACUUGGAAAAACAGGAGCUUUUCAAACAAUCUCACAGACAGCAGAAGUUGUACGCGAUGAAUUAGAUCACCAUGGAAUGCAAGGAAGAGUUUACGUACCACUUACUAAAUUAAGGAAAAGAAAAGAAGUAGCAGAAGUAUCUUUAGAUGAAAAGCAAGUUAAACCUAAUAUGGAAGCACUAGGAGUUGAAUUACAUAAAGAUUCGAAAUUUUUUCAAUCUUGGCAAAAGUUUAAGGAUAACAAUCCAUAUAUGAAUAAAGUAUUGGAUUGGAAAAUCAAGUAUGACGAAUCAGAAAAUCCUGUAAUUCGUGCUUCUAGAUUUUUUACGGAGAAAGUUAGUGACAUGGUUGGUGGUAUGUUUAGAAAUACAGAUUUGUCUGAAACAUUAACAGAAAUUUGUAAGCUAGAUCCAAGCUUUGACAAAAAUCAAUUUUUGAGAGAUUGUGAAGUAGAUAUUAUACCAAAUAUACUUGAAGCGAUGGUUAGAGGAGAUUUAGAAAUUUUAAAGGAUUGGUGUCAUCAGGCACCAUAUAAUUUAUUAUCACAACCUAUUGUAUUAGCACAAAAAUUGGGAUAUCGUUUAGAUAAUAAAAUUUUAGACAUUGAAAAUGUAGAUCUACGAAUGGGUAAAAUGAUGGAACAAGGUCCAGUUUUAUUGAUAACAUUUCUAAGUCAACAAAUUUUCUGUAUAAGAGAUAAAGAUAAUAACGUGGUAGAAGGAGAUCCUGAAAAAGUGAUGCGCUUUAAUUAUGUUUGGGUAUUAUGUCGUGAUCCAAUGGAACUCAAUCCAAAAGCUGCUUGGCGUUUACUUGACAUUAGUAUUGCAAGCACCAGUCAAUUUGUAUAGUCCACUGAUUCUAGAUAAAAUUAAUAUUUUAUUUAUAAAAAAUUGAUGUUAAAUGCGAUUAAGUUUUCUUGAAUGUCUUCUAAUUUUUUUUUUAUACAAUGGAACAGCACAUAAUGGUUGAUUGAUUUUCUCCUAUAAAAGUUGAUUAUUAUGAAAUAUUUUCUCGUACAAUGUCUGUAUUAAAUUUCAUAGUAUUUAAUGAUAUUAUUUCAAACAAAAAUGCUUCUUUUACUUCUUAAAAAAGUAAAGAAAAAAAAAUCAAUUGAAUAGUAUCUUCUGUACACAUGAUGUAUUAAAAAUUACACAGUUUUAAACGAAGAAUAUUUACGACAAAGAUAUAGGAAUGGAUCGAACAAAUAGGAAUAUAUAUAUAAAUAUAUAUUUUAAACUUAUAUUUAUAUAUGUAUAUAUAUACCUAAUGUCGUGAACGAUAAAUAUGAGAAAUGAAUAUUCGAGCACUGAUGUAUGCAUGUUAUUUAACAUUGUUCAAAUGUGUAUACAUUUAUGUAAGAUAAUUUUUGUAUACAUAUCUUAAAAAAUUUUAGUUUUAUUGUCUCUGUAUAUAUGCGAUUAUUUCAUUAAGAAUAUCUAUAAUAAAACAAUAGAUUACUUUUUUAGAUUCAUGAUGUUUUUUCACCUUUGUUAUAACUAAUAGUUAUAACAUAUUACUUUGAACAAGUUGAAGAACGUAUAAUUCUGUAUAUUGCGAUAACGUUAAAUAAGAAAAAAUAACAAAUG
Molecule: messenger RNA, 2211 nt
Organism: Polistes dominula (European paper wasp)
Lineage: Eukaryota; Metazoa; Arthropoda; Insecta; Hymenoptera; Vespidae
Product: mitochondrial import inner membrane translocase subunit TIM44
Biological process (GO): protein import into mitochondrial matrix
Cellular component (GO): mitochondrial inner membrane
Molecular function (GO): protein-folding chaperone binding
Source: RefSeq, a predicted model, not a curated record